AUGACUAUCUCUCGUGCCCUUUUAGGGCGAUCCUUCCUCUCCCCGAAGCUCAUCCUCGACCGUACGCCGUUAGGGUCGUUGUUCUCAGCUUCUAAGAAGAAGCAGUAUACGCCGACUCUACGUCAAGGAGAGUACCAAGUGCUACCACCACAGCCAAUUCCUGCGCAUAUAAUACGCCCGCCGUACGCUGAUUCGCGCGACGAAAGCGAGUUACGCAAGUACUACUCGCAGCCCUGCGUACAUGCGGAGGUCAAAAAUGCCCGGCAGAUUGAAGCCAUGCGCGCAGCGGCGCGCGUCGCUGCCGACUGCCUAAAGCGGUGCAUGGACGCAACUGCGGAAGGCGCUACUGCAGAGGACAUUGAUCGCUUGGGGCAGGACUUCAUUGUGUCACGAGGGGCCUACCCGGCUGGCGUGGGCUUUCACGGAUUCCCGAAGGCCAUCUGCAUUUCGGUCAACGAGGUCGCCUGCCACGGAAUACCCGACACUCGCCCAUUUAAGCGUGGCGAUGUGGUAUCGUACGACUGCACGGUGUUCCACGAAGGCGUGUUUGGAGACUGUGCCGCCACAGCUGUAGUAGGUGAAGCCACCGAGGAUGUCAACACGUUGGUACGCGUGGCUAAGGAGUGCGUAGACAAGGCGGUGGCUGCCGUUGCCCCUGGUGUCGAGUUCGCACGACUGGCCGAGAUCGUCACCUCGCACGCCAACGCCUUCGGGCUUGGGGUGGUACGGGAGUUUGGCGGUCACUUCAUAGGCGAGCUUAUGCACAUGCCGCCGAUGGUGCAGUUCAAGCACCCCAGCUCAACGCCCGGCGUGAUGCAGGCGGGGCAGGUGUUCACCAUAGAACCCAUCAUUUGCCAGGGCGACCCCGCCAUCUACACCUGGGAAGACGGGUGGACGAUCGCCACGUGCGAUGCGGGAUUUUGCGCGCAGUUCGAACACACGGUCCUGGUCACGGACACCGGCUGCGAGGUGCUAACUCUGCCGCAGGGCUAA
Molecule: messenger RNA, 993 nt
Organism: Babesia ovata
Lineage: Eukaryota; Apicomplexa; Aconoidasida; Piroplasmida; Babesiidae
Product: methionine aminopeptidase
Exons: 3
Coding region: 1-993 (330 amino acids)
Biological process (GO): proteolysis
Molecular function (GO): metalloaminopeptidase activity
Source: RefSeq, a predicted model, not a curated record